This is a messenger RNA of Symbiodinium natans, 1401 nucleotides long. NCBI's taxonomy places the organism in Eukaryota, Dinophyceae, Suessiales, Symbiodiniaceae. The record is from the annotation of a GenBank genome assembly.
AUGGGUGGAUUCCCCAACAAGCCAAUAAGGCACGCUUCCAUCGAACUUGCUGCUUCUGCUAGUUCUAGGUCUCCGGAACCCAGCGUAAGCGAUCAAGCCAAGUUCUCGAAACGGCUUGCCAGCUUGGGCAAACAAAGCCAGUGGGCAAGCGCAUUGUCGGAAUUAGUGAGUGCACAGCUGACGCACAUCAGUGCACACAACGCAGUGGCAACCGCCUGUGCCAAAAAUUGGGCCUGGGCAUCGGCACUCAUCUUGAUAGGUGCUGCUCGACACCAGACACUUCGGGUCAAUGCCAGAACUUAUGGGGCAGGUGCCCUUUCUUGUCAGGUCGCUGCUUCUUGGGAGCAUUGCACCCAACUUCUGAUGGAUGCAAGCCUGUUAGGCAUUGAGGUGAAUGUGGUGUGCUGCACAGCAUUGCUGCAUGCCUGUGGGCAAGCAGCAGAGGCAAGCAGGGCUUUGGCCGUGCUUAGUCUGAUGAAGGCUACCGCAAUAGAACCAACGCAGGUCAGUGUUGGUGCUGCAAUGAGUGCUAGUGCACAGGAGGGGCGGUGGAAAGAUACCCUUGCUCUGUUGAACGAAGCAGACGAAGCACGUAUGCGACCUAACCUUGUUUGCUGCAACGCGCUCCUGACGAGCCUGGAGAAGGGGCGAAGGCCUGAACAAGCAAUGGCAGUUCUCGAGAGUAUGGAACGUCCUGAACGUCCUGCGACGGAGUCAGAGUCAGAUGAGUCAGUGUGGCUUAGACUCCCUAGACCUGAUGUCAUCAGCUACAGUGCAGUGAUCAGUGCCUGUGAGAAAAGUGGUUCUUGGAGAUCGGCUUUGGCUCUGCUAUGGCGUAUGCAGGCCAGAAGUCUUCAACCCAAUGCUGUAAGCUUCAGUGCGGCGAUUUCUUCAUGUGCAAGGGGUGGUCAGGGUCAGCUUGCGCUGCAAGUCUUGCGGAUGAUGCAGAUGUGCUUGCAGCAGCCCAACUUGGUGUGUUACGGUGCUGCAAUAAGUUCUUGCGAAAAGAAUGCGGGCUGGGAGCAGGCGCAGGUCCUGUUAGAGGAAAUGAUGAGUGAGCAGUUGCAGCCAAAUCUAGUAUGCUUCAAUGCCAUGUUGAGCUCGCUCAUGAUGGCUGGCAAAGGUGGCAGAGCCACUAGGUUGCUAAGCUCCAUGAGAGGUGCGUUGCUGCAGACUGACAUCAUUAGCUACUCUGCAACAAUUGCAGCGUGUUCCAGAAAGCGGCAAUGGUGUGAAUCCAUAGAGCUCCUCCGUUUAAUGUCAGAAGAAGCGGUGGAACCGACUUGCAUUGCCCUCGAGGCAGCGUUUGCGGCAUGUGAAGAACAUGGGAAGCUGGAGCAUGUCCAUCUGCUGCGUCCGAUGUCGGAGCACGCUCUCGAUUCUUGCAGAUCAUUGACGUAG